AUGGCUUCCUCUUCAUCGAACGUUGUGGGUGUCCACUACCGCGUGGGCAAGAAGAUUGGUGAAGGUUCUUUUGGUGUUAUCUUUGAAGGAACAAAUCUCUUGAAUAACCAGCAGGUGGCGAUCAAAUUUGAACCCCGCAAAAGCGAUGCCCCUCAGCUUCGUGACGAGUAUCGAACCUACAAGAUCUUGGUUGGAUGCCCUGGUAUACCCAAUGUCUACUACUUCGGACAGGAGGGUUUGCACAACAUCCUAGUUAUCGAUCUUCUCGGCCCUAGUCUUGAGGAUCUGUUCGACCACUGCAACCGCCGUUUCUCGACCAAGACAGUUGUGAUGGUUGCUAAGCAAAUGCUCUCGCGAGUGCAAACAAUUCACGAGAAGAACCUUAUCUAUCGUGAUAUCAAGCCCGACAAUUUCCUCAUUGGUCGUCCCGGCACCAAGGCCGCCAAUGUCAUUCACGUUGUUGAUUUCGGUAUGGCCAAGCAAUAUCGUGACCCCAAGACUAAGCAGCACAUCCCCUACCGCGAGCGUAAAUCUCUCUCCGGUACCGCUCGCUACAUGAGUAUUAACACACAUCUGGGUCGUGAGCAAUCACGACGUGAUGACUUGGAGGCUUUGGGACAUGUCUUCAUGUACUUCUUGCGCGGUGGUCUCCCCUGGCAGGGACUGAAGGCUGCUACCAACAAGCAAAAGUAUGAGAAGAUUGGUGAGAAGAAGCAGACUACUGUUAUCAAAGACCUUUGCGAUGGAUAUCCCGAAGAGUUCAACAAAUACCUGAGCUACGUUCGCAACCUCGGCUUCGAGGACACACCCGACUAUGACUACUGCCGUGAUCUGUUGACACAAGCUCUCAAGAACGCCGGAGAGGUGGAGGAUGGAGAAUAUGAUUGGAUGAAGCUGAACAAUGGCCGUGGCUGGGACUACAAGUUAUAUGCCUCGCAAGCUCAUCUUCAUCAACACCAGAGUUCGUCAGGACGCGAUCUUCAUGCGAGGGACCACCUGCGCAGUAGCCAACGACCCGGUGUGACUGCUGACCGUUUAAACGCAGCUCAGCCCGCGCCCCCAUCCCCAGUCAAGCCUGGAGCCGGAAAGACACGCGAUCGCCCAAGCGCCGCUGUGGCAGCCCAGCCGAAACGUCAAAGUACAGGCCAUGAUGCGAUGACCACAACCGCUUCAACACACGCCCAGUUCCAGAACUCCAACGCUCACCUCCCCGGUCGUAUCAGCAACGCCGGCAACCCUGCUUUGAACGCCCCUCCCGCUGGUGGUGUUCAAGGCAACAACGAACCGCAGCCCACUAUCGUCCAGAAGAUAAUGAAAGCUCUCUGCUGCGGUAGGUGA
Penicillium taxi is the source of this 1338-nucleotide messenger RNA. Its product is annotated as casein kinase I. The transcript is spliced from 5 exons. Lineage: Eukaryota; Fungi; Ascomycota; Eurotiomycetes; Eurotiales; Aspergillaceae. Gene Ontology annotation, molecular function: protein serine/threonine kinase activity; ATP binding. Bases 1 to 1338 code for a protein of 445 amino acids. Gene Ontology annotation, biological process: signal transduction; peptidyl-serine phosphorylation; endocytosis. Gene Ontology annotation, cellular component: cytoplasm; nucleus. The record is from RefSeq and is a predicted model, not a curated record.